GGCGGGGGCCCCGGGGGCGCUGCUGGCUCGGCGCUGGCCGCCCCUGGAGAGACCCAAUGGGGCCGGCGGCUCCCGCUCGUGCCGUUCGACGCCCCCAGCCUCAACUUCUGGGCCAUCUGGUCGGGCGACAACACGUCGGAGGAGAACAUCGCGCUGUGGGCCGAGUACCAGGCUAAGAUGGUCAGCUACUUGAAUACGCAGUUCUGGCAGGGACAACCCAAUGUCAGCUUGCGAAUACUGGUGAUCAACCCGGUGCAGAACAGCAAUUUGUCUUUGGAAAAUUUCAUCCGCAACUACGACAAGUUGACGAACAAUUCCUUCGGCGACGUGUUCCAUUUUGCUUUAUUUUUCUACCAGGCGUCCAGCGGUUCCUUGUGCCCAGGGGGAGGUGAGGAAGCUUCAGGCUGGCGCGAGUGUGCAUGUAAGCGGCAUUGAAUUUACAGGCGGCUACCAGGAUCGCACAUCUGAACGCAUCCCAGUCUGACCGAGCGCCUGGCUUGCAAGUAGUGCGACAAGCCUGUUUUUUUGUCAGUCUACGCAUUCGCAGAUCCAUGCAUCCGCAGCAAACCCUGAUUGGCACAGACAGCAAGUAUCGUACCAUGAUGCAA
Molecule: messenger RNA, 608 nt
Organism: Prorocentrum cordatum
Lineage: Eukaryota; Dinophyceae; Prorocentrales; Prorocentraceae
Source: the annotation of a GenBank genome assembly